AUGCCACGAAAAUCUGCAAAGAGGCGACGUCUUAAAUCGCCAGAAAGGCCAGGCGAGGACUUACAGGUAGAAGAUACCAAGGCGAAAUCUAUUAUAACGCAAUGGACACAGAGUACCCCUUCGAGAAGUUCGGCCACUUCAGAGUCUGAACGUGAACUUCCUAUCUUCUCACUAACAGCUGACGAACUGCGCAAACAAAUCGGGCCUACCGCGACAGGUUGCAAUGCCAGUGAUACAGUCGCUUCUGAAGUUCAAAUUGACGAUCAUGCAACGCAACAGAGCCCAUAUGACAUCUCCAAGGAGAUAGUCUGCUUUGGCGAGAUCGUUGGCAUUUCUAGCAAAUGCGGAAGUGGUACUGCAGUGCCAAAUACUGAUGGCACCAGUUUUCGAGCAAGGCUGGAAUCAUGUGAAAAGUUUGUAUCCAUCGAGAAUAAUUCUCUCAUUGGAAAAAUUGAUUCAGAUUAUACUCAUUUGACCAACUUGCUGCAGAAUGAGGCUGAACUCGAUCUGCAGCUCAUAUGCACACUCGAUUUCUCCCGGUCGUCAGGCGGUGGAAAGAGGACUUCGUCCAAGUUCUCCACGCACGCAAUUCCAUGCGACAUUUCGAUCAUUAUCUACGGGCCAUUGAGGAUGCUAACUGAUAUUGGCAACUUCUUCCAAACCUGUGAGAUGUACUUGCAAGAUCCCAGCGAUUGCGAUAGAAAUGUUAGAUACUGUAACCCUCAUCGUCUUUCAUCAGCCAACUUGAACUCUUGUCCCUGGACCUCAGAGCUCAAGGGUACUCUAAGCAACUUCAUUGAGAUGAAGCCAAUUUCUCCACUACCAGAGCUAUUAGACGUCUUGGAGUCUUCCGAGAGACUUCCAGAGGCGAUGCAGCCAGAUGCUAUACGAACUCCUCUAGAAAGACAUCAAAGACAAGCAUUGACAUUUAUGCAUCGGAGGGAGCUUGGAUGGGCUCUUGAUGGUAGUCGACCGGACAUUUGGGAGUAUAUGGAAAAUGGUCAAAGACACUGUUUUGUCAACCGCGUGUCAAAUGCCUAUCAAGAUGAAGAACCGGAAGACUUCUCUGGUGGAAUUAUUGCGGACCCUAUGGGGCUUGGGAAGACACUUACCAUGAUAUCCUUGGUAGCAAGUGCUGCUCAGCUUCAUGAGUCAGUUAUGGAUGCUGAUGACGUUGUAACUUCAGCUACGACUCUCAUUAUCGUUCCGCCACCUUUACUUGGCACAUGGGAAGAACAGUUAUUGGAGCACGUUACCCCUGGGUCCUUGACUUGGUGUAGGCACCACGGAAAAACAAAACUCACAGAAGCGAUGUCCUAUAAGGAUACCAGCAUAGUCUUGACAACAUAUCACACCGUGUCAGCAGAGUGGAAGUCUCAUGGUGAACAUUCGCCAUCAAUUCUGUUCUCAACCCGCUGGAGGCGGGUGAUUCUUGACGAAGCACAUUUUAUUCGUAACAGCUCCUCUCAAUUGACUCGUGCCACAUGUGCUCUAGAUGCUGCUGCUCGAUGGGCGGUAACGGGCACACCGAUUCAAAAUGGGCUUUCAGACCUGACAACAUUGUUCAGUUUCUUAAGAGUUUAUCCUUAUUCAGACCGAAAGCAAUUCGACGCUGACAUCACUAAUUUAUGGAAGGAGGGCGACACUGACGAAGCACUGAAGAGACUGAAGAGGCUGGCGGCAUGCCUCAUAUUGCGACGGACGCAGAACACAAUACAGCUUCCUUUACGGAGCGAUUUACAAUGCGCCGUAGAAUUUACGGGGGCAGAACGAGCAAUUUAUGAGGAAAUUCGAAAUAAAACAAUUGCUCGUAUUGACCAUCUUUUGUACGAGAGCAGCGACGAUGCACGACCUUUUGAGUACGUCAAUGUCCUACAGCAGAUCGAAGCCAUGCGUAUGGUGUGCAACCUAGGACUACAUUACUAUAACCGUCGAGAUCUUGGAGCCUCUAUGCAAAAAGCUCCUGAGAGCUGGGCGACUGUUGCUCAACAAACUUUUAACCUUCAGGGUGAAAUGGGCGGCAUGCGGUGUCGAUACUGCUCUGCUGUUGCAGAUGCAUCUGCUAGCUUGCUGAACGGCAUCCAAAGCCAACAGCCAUUACAGUUAUCAAAGUGCCUGCAGCUUAUUUGUUCCGAUUGUAUAGUCAUGACACGGCCCAUUGAUUGCGGACACAAUCCUCCAUGCCCCUUUGAAAAGGUCUAUCUAAAUCCGAAUAGCAUGGAGGAGACGUCGUCGUCUUUGUAUCAUCUUGAAGACGCGACGUCGUCUUUACCGCAGACCCCGAAAUUUCCACCGAAAGUGACGGCUCUUGUGGCUCAGCUUAAAGCUCUUCCGCCGGGUGUUAAAAGGUUGACGCUCACUGUGGCUUCGUACGCUUUUCUAAUGGAGCCUCAUUGGAAUCCAACGCUAGAAGAUCAAGCUCUAGCUCGUAUUUACAGGCUUGGCCAGAGAAACGAAGUUACCACCAUUCGCUUUUAUGUGCGAGAUUCUUUCGAACAGCGCGUAAUGGAUGUUCAACAGUCAAAGAGACAGUUCGCAGCUGUUCUCUUAACGCCACAGGAUUCAACAGCCGGCCCUAGUUUAACUUCGUUGCAGGAUUUACGGUCCCUUUUGUGA
Molecule: messenger RNA, 2616 nt
Organism: Trichoderma virens Gv29-8
Lineage: Eukaryota; Fungi; Ascomycota; Sordariomycetes; Hypocreales; Hypocreaceae
Exons: 11
Coding region: 1-2616 (871 amino acids)
Molecular function (GO): ATP-dependent chromatin remodeler activity; ATP binding
Source: RefSeq, a predicted model, not a curated record